CUAUUUAUCUACAUGAUGCAGUUAGCAGUGUUGACCGGAGAUUUUCUGCUUUUUCGAGCUCUUAGGACCCUUGCUUCCUUGAAAAACACAGAGGUUGUGUCAUUACUAGUAACAGCAAUAGAGAAUCUUGUUACUGGUGAAACCAUGCAAAUGGCAGCCACAAUUGAGCAGCGCUGUAGCAUGGAGUAUUAUAUGCAAAAGACAUACUACAAGACUGCAUCAUUGAUUUCAAACAGCUGCAAGGCUAUUGCCCUUCUGUCUGGCCAAACACCUGGAGUUGCAAAGUUGGCUUUUGAAUACGGCAAAAAUUUGGGAUUGGCAUAUCAAUUCAUAGAUGAUAUUCUUGAUUUCACAGGCUCAUCAGCUUCCCUUGGAAAGGGUUCUCUAUCUGACAUACGACGGGGAAUCAUAACUGCUCCUAUAUUAUUUGCAAUAGAAGAGUUUCCUCAGUUGCAUGCUGUCAUUGAGCAGGGCUUCGAUGACCCUGCCAAUGUCGACACCGCUCUCGAGUACCUAUGGAAGAGCCGUGGAAUACAGAGGACAAGAGAGCUAGCAACAAAGCAUGCUAGUCUUGCAGCUGCAGCUAUUGAUUCUCUGCCUGAAAGCAGCAGCAGCAGCAUGGAUGUAAGGAAGUCAAGGCAGGCACUCGUUAAUCUCACUCAAAUACUCACCGCAAGGAAUAAAUGACAGCAGAUUACCAGCUUUCUCCAUCAUAUUAUAUUCAAGGGCUCAUUUAGUUUUUGUUUUUUUUCCUUUUUGUACAAUUAUUUCAUAUCACUAAUGCUAAAUCCCCAAAAAGGUUACUAGCAUAAGUAUUGUUUUGUUCUCAAUGAUUGGGAUUUGAGAGGGGAGAGAAUACAAAUUUCUACUCGAAUAUUUACCUUUUCAA
Messenger RNA from Theobroma umbraticum, 889 nucleotides. The record is from RefSeq and is a predicted model, not a curated record. Lineage: Eukaryota; Viridiplantae; Streptophyta; Magnoliopsida; Malvales; Malvaceae.